Molecule: messenger RNA, 744 nt
Organism: Fraxinus pennsylvanica
Lineage: Eukaryota; Viridiplantae; Streptophyta; Magnoliopsida; Lamiales; Oleaceae
Source: the annotation of a GenBank genome assembly
AUGUUCAUAUCCACAUUUCUUUUCUCCAUUAUUGUCAGCAUAUUCCUGUUUCUCACUAGCACAAGUGGGAUUGGUCAGCAACUCAUAUUGGUGAACAACUGUAAGGAGAGUAUAUGGCCAGGAAUACAAGGCGGGGCAGGAAUGCAAACCCUGAAAGAUGGUGGAUUUCAACUGACUAGCGGUCAGGAAGUAGUCAUUGACGUGCCACAGAAAUGGUCAGGAAGAGUAUGGGGAAGACAAAAUUGCAACUUCAAUGCAUAUGGAAAAGGCUCGUGUGCCACCGGAGACUGUAGUGGACAACUACACUGCCAGGGAUUAGGCGGCGUGCCACCUGCAACAGUGGUGGAAAUGACACUAGGGACAUCAACUUCACCACUACAUUUUUAUGAUGUCAGUUUAGUUGAUGGCUUCAAUUUGCCUGUAUCAAUGAAGCCUGUCGGGGGAGGAAUUGGGUGUGGUGUGGCUUCAUGUGAAGUUGAUUUGAACAUAUGUUGUCCAUCGGCACUGGAGGUUAAGGCAGGAGACAAGGUGAUUGGGUGCAAGAGUGCGUGCUUGGCCAUGCAAUCGGCCAAGUACUGUUGCACGGGAGAGUAUUCGAAUCCUAAAACCUGCAAACCAACUCUGUUUGCAAAUCUGUUCAAAGCUAUUUGUCCAAAAGCAUAUAGUUAUGCAUUUGAUGAUUCUUCAAGCCUUAAUAAAUGCAGAGCUUCGCGAUAUGUCAUCACUUUCUGCCCUCCAAAAUGA